UAUAUAAAUUAAUUUUUAAAAAUUAUUAAUUUAAACUAAAUUUUAAAACGUUUUGUUUACAGUCAAACGGGUAGACAGUCUACUGCCGGGUGAGGACAUGGAGGACAAGACACUCAUACAACAGGUGUGGCUAUUGAUACACUUCGUGCCGUUCAUAGGGCCGGCCCGGUAUGCGACGGAAGCCAUACUCGCCUACAUUGAGGGCAAUCAGGAGAGGGCCCGGGAUAAGGGCAUUACGUCUACCAUUAAUGGACUCAUAGAUCUGGCGGUGCUGUCGGUGUUCCUGUUGUCGGCAACUCAUGUGUCCAUUGAGUGCGAGAGAAGUGAUAUCUUACGGGCCGUUAAGCCCGUACUCACCGCUAGUGUCGUACUCACAGUCGCGUCGAUACUAAUCGGCGCUAAGAUUAUUGCAGAACAGAUAGCCCGGGCUGUUGUCGAUAAGGUGCUGAGUAUGCAUACGGCGAGCGCAUCGAUGGUGAACACAAUGCACAUAACGGCCACCGGUAUUGAGGCGGUCGUGGAGACUAUAAACACCGCCACAAGUCAUACGACAAAUACCGUCAAAUCGGGCUAUAAUUCGGCCGCAAAUACCGUCAAAACAGUGAUCAAUACACCGAAAACUACUCGUAAUUAUUGCGAGAAAAUCUUACGACAAAUCUUACGUCACGUAAAACUUACGACUGAUUACGUGAUCACAAAGUUUGUGCAAAUAUUACGUGAAACUGUAAAGACCAUGAUAACAUUAGCUAUUAUGUUGGCUAAUAUAACCCUUAAUAUAAUUGCUAAAAUAAUAAACAAAAUCUUACCCGGAUUAUCUCAAAAUCCCACCGUAAUUAAUAUCCAGAACAUGUUAUACCCAUUUGUUUGUAAUGUAUCCGCAAUUGUGUAUACGUUCAGGGUUAAAUUAAAAAUAGUCUAAAUUUACCAAAUCAUUAUGUUUAACUUUAAUUCAUUGGCACUUCUAUAGCAUUUAAUAAUCAUUAUCAUGAUCAUUUAAUAUUUAAUUGGGCAUCUAUAAUACAAACUCCAGUGCUACCAGUGGCUAAUGUGAUAUAAAAACAC
Oppiella nova is the source of this 1062-nucleotide messenger RNA. Lineage: Eukaryota; Metazoa; Arthropoda; Arachnida; Sarcoptiformes; Oppiidae. The record is from the annotation of a GenBank genome assembly.